GUGGUCGGGGGGUGUGUGUGGUGGUGGGAGUGGUAGUGGUGGGAGUGGUGGUGGUGGUGUAGACGGAUGGAUGGUAGGCAAGGCAGGCAGUAGGUGCAGACUUCGAUGCAGCAGCAGCCGUCCGCCCUGGAUCAUUUUUUUUUGUUUUUUUCUUCCCUCCUCGUGGAUCCUCCGCGGGGUCCUUAGCGGGCCCUUGUCAGUUGUUCCAGCUUCAACAGGACAUUUUGCAGAGAUAUGGGGGGUAUUGACAGGAAUGUAUAUGUGCGUUUUGCCCCUCUUCCCUCUCGUUGCUCCCCUUUUCAACGGCGGUGAAUACUACUACGACGACUAUACACAGUCCCGCUCCCAUUCUGCUCUGCUCUUUGUUUUUGUCUUCUCCUCCUUCUUUUCCUCCUCCCCCUGCUGGUGCUUCUUCUUCUUCCUCUUCGGCUUUCCUCAAGAGGCUGCAGAAUAAAAAAGGAAGAGAAAGAAAGGCCUCGGACAGGGAGACACGCAGGAGAGAUCCAGGACAGGACAACGGGUUGAAGAAGAGAUGCUUUACUUUACUUUAGUUACACUCCACUCUGGUUACUCUAGAGUGGAGUAGUGCAGAUGCUCAUGACAUGCAACCGGCCACAGCCAGACGAACUCACGAAUCGAUCGAAUCAACGGCUUACUGAGAAUCCCGGCGAGCGAUGGCCGUCGACCAUGGCGGCGGCGGUGGUGAUGAUGGAGGUGGUGGAGGUGGUGGUGGUGGCAGGCAAGCAAGCAACGCACGUAUGCGAGCAGCACGGGGGCGGGCGUUGCAGAGCGAGC
Molecule: messenger RNA, 795 nt
Organism: Tricharina praecox
Lineage: Eukaryota; Fungi; Ascomycota; Pezizomycetes; Pezizales; Pyronemataceae
Exons: 2
Coding region: 71-454 (127 amino acids)
Source: RefSeq, a predicted model, not a curated record